AUGGCUACAAUCACUACUCGCACGGGUGUCGAGCUGGAAGACCAGUCCACGGCCGCCGGCCGGACCGGGGUGAUGCAGCGAGACGUCGGCACCAGCAGCGGCUCCGACCGCAGGUCGACACGGGGUGGUGCAAACGAGGACGAUCCUGUGCUCGAGGCCUCACGACUGGCCGAUGCCACCGUUCCCGAAGGCGGUUAUGGCUGGGUGGCCAUUGCUGGCUGCGCCGUCAUCACCUGGUGCCACUCUGGCUUUUGUCGGGUCGCUGCCAACGGCUCUCAUACCUCGGCCCUGGCCAUCGUCAAUGCUCGCAUCGUCCGCUGGCUCGGCAUCCGGCGCACUGGUCUUCUAGGCGUCAGCUUGCUCGGCCUCGGCGAGAUCGUCAGCGGCUCCGCUGUCCAUAGCCUCGCUGGCCUCUUUGUCACUGCUGGCAUUGUCAUGGGCCUCGGCAUCAGCCUCUGCUUCACCACCGUCUCUGUCACGCCCGCUCAGUACUUUAGCCGCCGCCGGGGACUCGCCAACGACAUCGUCUUCGCCGGUGGCGGCCUUGGCGGUGCCGCCACCACCUACCUCCUCCAGGUCCUCGUCCAGAAACACGGCCCUGCCUGGGCUUAUCGCAUCGUCGGCUUCCUCACUCUGGCCACCGGCUUACCUGCUGCCUGGGUCGUCAAGGAACGCACUCCCAUCCGCACUACUGGCUUCGUCGACUGGCGCCUCUUCCGAGACCCAAAGUUCCUCCUCAUUUUCCUCACUGGCGUCAUCGCCACCUUUCCCCUCCUCGUCCCCCCUUUCUUCCUUCCCCUUUACAGCCGCUCCAUUGGUCUCUCCUCCAGCACUGGCGCCGCCCUACUCGCUGGCUACAACUUCGCCUCUGCUGUUGGCCGCAUCCUCUGUGGCUUCUUCUGCGAUAGGCUCGGCCCCGUCAACACCCUCUUCUGCGCCCUGCUGCUCACUGCACUCAGCAUGCUCGCUCUCUGGCCUGCUUCCACCACCCUCGGCUCUCUCGCCGUUUUUGUCGUCAUCAACGGCGCCGCAAACGGCGGCUACUUUGCCACCAUGCCCACUGUUGUCGGAAACGUCUUCGGUUCCCAGAGAGUUGCCGUCGCCAUGGGCAUGGUCGUCACCGGCUGGGUCGGCGGAUAUCUGAUGAUAAGAAUUCUCGGGACAGUCUGCUUUUCUUCAUCACUGACCCUAUUCCAGGGCGCCCCCAUUGCCGGCUAUCUGCUGCAGGCUUAUGGUGGUGCCGACUCUGGUCUCAAGGCUUUCCGGCCUGCCAUGUUUUAUGCCGGCUCUUUGUCCCUCGGGGCAGCAAUAUCUGUGGCAUUGAUGCGGUUAUACAUAAGCAGGUCGCCAUUCAGAAAACUGUGA
Grosmannia clavigera kw1407 is the source of this 1365-nucleotide messenger RNA. Its product is annotated as monocarboxylate permease. The coding region runs from base 1 to 1365 and encodes 454 amino acids. NCBI's taxonomy places the organism in Eukaryota, Fungi, Ascomycota, Sordariomycetes, Ophiostomatales, Ophiostomataceae. Gene Ontology annotation, cellular component: fungal-type vacuole membrane. Gene Ontology annotation, biological process: transmembrane transport. Gene Ontology annotation, molecular function: transmembrane transporter activity. The transcript has 3 exons. The record is from RefSeq and is a predicted model, not a curated record.